Messenger RNA from Hemiscyllium ocellatum (epaulette shark), 2297 nucleotides. RefSeq names its product gastrula zinc finger protein XlCGF7.1-like. The record is from RefSeq and is a predicted model, not a curated record. NCBI's taxonomy places the organism in Eukaryota, Metazoa, Chordata, Chondrichthyes, Orectolobiformes, Hemiscylliidae. The transcript has 2 exons. Bases 1 to 888 code for a protein of 295 amino acids. Gene Ontology annotation, cellular component: nucleus. Gene Ontology annotation, molecular function: DNA-binding transcription activator activity, RNA polymerase II-specific; RNA polymerase II cis-regulatory region sequence-specific DNA binding. Gene Ontology annotation, biological process: regulation of transcription by RNA polymerase II.
AUGGUACUUGCCAGUAACCACAAAAGACAAGAGGACACCAGCACCGCGGAGAAGCCGUGGAAAUGUGGCGAUUGUGGGAAGGGAUUCAGCUCCCCAUCAAAACUGGAAAUUCAUCAACGCAGCCACACUGGAGAGAGGCCAUUUACGUGCUCUGUGUGUGGGAAGGGCUUCACUCAUUCAUCCAACCUUCUCCGACACAAGCAACUUCACACGGAGCAAAGUUCACUCAUUUGCUCUGUAUGUGGGAAGGCAAUUAGUCAGUCGUCGAACUUUCUGAGGCAUCAGCAAACUCACAGUGGAGAGAGGCCUUUCACUUGCUCUGUGUGUGGGAAGGGAUUCACUCAGUCGUCCUACCUGCUGAAACACCAGCAAAUUCACACGAGGGAAAGUCCUUUCUCCUGUACCUUCUGUGGGGAAGGAUUUAACCGACUGUCCAGAUUUCUGAAACACCAGCGCACUCACACUGGGGAGAGUGCGUUCACUUGCUUUAUCUGUGGGAAAGGAUUUAAUCGACCAUCCAAACUGCUGACACAUCACCGCAUUCACACUGGGGAGAGACCGUUCUCCUGUACCUUGUGUGGGAAAGGAUUCACCAAUUCAUCUGACCUACUGAUUCACCAGCGUGUUCACACCGGGGAGAGGCCGUUCAUCUGUUCCAUAUGCGGAAAGGGAUUUACUCGGUCAUCCCACCUUCUGACACACCAACUUGUUCACACCGAUCACAGACCUUUCCAGUGCUCUGACUGUGAAAAGACCUUUAAAUGCAAAAAGGAUCUGCUGAUACACCAGCGAGUUCACACUGGGGAGAGACCAUACACCUGCUCUGUGUGUGGGAAGGCUUUCACACAGUCAUCCUCCUGCCUGACACACCAGCGAAUUCACAAGUGAUGACAGGGGUGGUUUCAGCAGUUAUUGUUACCGUUGCUCAUGUUAAGGAUUGAAUUCUUUCAUUCUGACAAGUUGGUUUCUUUAUACUGAUUUUGAAAACAAAAUAAACAUAGUUUGCUGCUUAUUAUUCUGGAUAAAUAUCAAACGCAUUGUUGUAAUUUGUUUUCUCUCUCCCACCUGCGUGAGAGCUCAGAAAAGAAUGUAGAACAGGAACAGAAUAUCAGCCUGGUCGUCGUCCUUCAGAGUCACAGAGAGGGACAGUAUUUUAGUCUUUUUCAUCUCUUCACUGCAAGAAAGACCCCUUGUGGAUUAAUUUGAAGGUGUGUAAGCAAUAUGUGACAGUUGCUUCUGUACAAUAUAUUUUCACAUUUACCAAGAAUCAGGCUGUGCGAUGUGAAAAGCAAAUGGAUGGAAAGACUGUUCCAAAGCCCCUGUGAAUCCAGCCUCUGACUUCUGUUUUGUAACUAUCAUCAUUCCGACCUCCACAAAAUAGAGGAGAAGCUCCAUUACAGCUGUGUUUCUAGACAGGAAUAGUGGACACAUUCUGUUAAAUCAGAGAUUGGUGUAAAGCUGUGCUGUGUUCCUGACUAAACUGAAAUGGCAGGAUUACGUUUCCACCUUAAAAAUGAGGACGAUCAUCGGCGAAGUUUUUGAUGUGUUUUUGUGACAGUCCUGAGGCAACUGUUUUAAACCCGUAUCAACACUACUUGUAUUUAUAUAGUGCUUUUCACAUUAAGCAAUAAUAGGUCAGAGAUUGGGAAUUCGACAGUGAGUAACUCACCUCCAAACCUGCAACUGUUACCUUUUAGAAGGGCAAUGGCAACAGAUACGUGGUAACAUCUGCACCAGCAAGUUCCCCUAUGAGACACUCGCUCAUCCUGCCUUGGAAGUAAAUUGCUGUUCCUUCACUGUGCUGGGUCAAACUCCUGGAACUCCACCCCCUCAGUGUUGUGAGUGUCCCCACACCAUAUGACCUGCAGCGUUUCAAGAAGGAAGCUCAACAUCAUAGAGUCAUUGAGCAACAGACCCUUCGGUCCAAAUGUCUUUUAAAUUUAUAAUUAUACUCACCUCUACCACUUCAUCUACCAUCUGCUGGCUAAGUAGGGCUGGGCAUUAAGUACCAGCUGAGCCAGUGAUGCCCAUAUCUCAUGAAUGAAUAAGAAAACUGGAUCAAUCAGUGCAUUAUAAUAGCAAAUUGAAGAGUUCACAGGAGCUUUAAAUGCUGGUGCAAUGAUACAAUGGAUGUUUGAUCACCAAAUAAAUUGGGAUCUGCAGCAUAUUACCAAGAAUUCCUCACUGUAUUGAUGUGUACAUGUCAGUAACCAGGACUUUUUAGUAGUCCUCCUCAGUGUUAACUUUACCUCUAAAUAUAAUAAUCAAUUAAUAAAUAAAGCAGUUUAUCACUUCUU